This is a messenger RNA of Haemonchus placei, 621 nucleotides long. Lineage: Eukaryota; Metazoa; Nematoda; Chromadorea; Rhabditida; Trichostrongylidae. The record is from the annotation of a GenBank genome assembly.
AUGACUUUAGCUUCACAGGUACCACCGAACUAUUUCAACGCAACUAUGACCUACCGACAAGAUUCACGUUAUUUCUUUCCCUAUGGACAAUUCGUCAACUUGUCUUCUAAAGAUAUGGGAAGAAACUCUGAGACCGUUUACGAGAAAAAGGUCCGUGGCAUGCUGAAAAGGAAGACAAGGGGAGCACUCAUUUUUGUUUCAAACUGUCAAACACCUUCAAAGCGAGAACGUGUCAUAAAGGAACUAGGUCAGUACACAGAAGUGACGGUAAGAGGAGGUUGCGAGGAACUUCUGAGCUUCGGUAAUGGCACGAAAAGUUUCUCAUGCAAAAGAGAUUGCGAUGACGAUGCUCUCAUUGGCACCGACGUUCCUCCAGGAUCGUUUAUUGCUCUUGACGAUUUCAAAAACACCAAACAUUUGGGGGAUUACUUGAACUUCUUGCGAAAGAAUGAUACCGCGUAUUUGAAGUACUUUGAAUGGACUAAACACUAUCGAUUUCCAUCGAAUUACACAAGCAACGCGUUAUGCAAACUUUGUGAAGACAUCUACCAUAAGGAGAGUUUAAAAGUGGAUAAUAUCGUCCAAUACUACAUCAACAAUCAAUGCUUAGAUGUACGGUGA